This is a messenger RNA of Hirsutella rhossiliensis, 744 nucleotides long. RefSeq names its product GAG-pre-integrase domain-containing protein. The coding region runs from base 1 to 744 and encodes 247 amino acids. The transcript has a single exon. The record is from RefSeq and is a predicted model, not a curated record. NCBI's taxonomy places the organism in Eukaryota, Fungi, Ascomycota, Sordariomycetes, Hypocreales, Ophiocordycipitaceae.
AUGGGAAAGUGCUCUCUAGCUUCUUUCUUCAUCGCUCGAGCGGACACAAAGGCAGCUUUUGCCGUUGAUAACUACCCUCUAUGCCACUCCGCCCUGCUUGACUCUGGGUCCACCAUCGACAUCUUCAACGAGAUUUCUCGCUUCACCCACUUUAGAAGAGCAACCCCUGGAGACUUCCUUUGGGCAGGAGAAAGCAAGGUGCCAAUCCAAGGCUAUGGCGACGUGGACGUGGAAGUCGAGGACCCUCGAGGACCUCGUCUGCUGCGUUUAACCGAUGCCGCCUACUGUGAAAACUUUGCAUGCAACCUCAUCUCCUACAAACACCUAAAAAGGCAGGGCGUUUGGUGGGACGAAUCCCCCGGCCAGCGAUCAUGCCUUCGAGCAGCCGAUAGACGCAUCCUCGCCUUCGUCCAAGAAGAGCAUGGGCAAUUCGUGCUGGAGCACAUUCCUUACGAUGUGUCAAGGAGAGCGUUCUUCGCCCGACGCAACAAAUUCAGCUCCAUCACCAAACGCCACCCACAGACCGCGACCGCAGAGCUCUGGCAUCUCCGCCUUGGGCAUCCAGGUCCAAGAACCCUGGAGCACCUUGUCAACUGCUCAAGAGGCGUCCGCAUCAAAGGCAUCACCACCACAGGAUGUGAUGACUGCGGCACGGCCAAAUUGAAACGACAAAUUCGAAGGAGCCACGAGAACGCCGCCACCAGGCGAGCGCCUGGCAGUCGACUUCCACGAUCUCGAGCCUGA